Messenger RNA from Klebsormidium nitens, 2603 nucleotides. NCBI's taxonomy places the organism in Eukaryota, Viridiplantae, Streptophyta, Klebsormidiophyceae, Klebsormidiales, Klebsormidiaceae. The record is from the annotation of a GenBank genome assembly.
UGCAGGGCAGGCUGUAGGGCGUCUUUCUUGAACUUCGCGUUCAAUGAAUGCGCCACCAUUGCGCUCGCGUACAAUGCUCCAAAACGUGUUCAGGCAGCUUCACCAAACCCGCCAGACUUUUUGUUCAUUGUGACCACCAUGUCAAAGGCAGGUUUUUACCCGUUGCUGGGAACCUGGGCAUGGUGACAUUUGUCCACUAUCCAAAAAGCAGAUGGUGUGCAGAUAAAGGGUGGGCGUCAGCUCGCUGAUUGUAGAAUGCUUGAGAUGACUUCUCGAGUGAACCUGUUGAAGUCCUGUACAAUGCAUGCACGGUCGUUUUUGAAGAAGAGCGGAAGUCACAACCACAAGAUGCCUGGGCGCUCCCGGCUGCUUGCAACCAUCCUCCUUCUGGGGGCUUUCAUCUUCCUUCUCGCUAGGACAUUCUCCUGGCAGAGGUUCGCUUUUGGAGCUAGUGCGGAGUCAAAUUACCUGUCUGGCCUGUGCUCUGAGUUCCUGAAUUGGGCUCCAGGUAGUGAGUUCCUCCCCCGAGCUCAGAGACUUUCUCUGAGUGGGUAUCCAGCAUCAUCAUUCCACAACAUAGUUCUGGGAAUUGUGUCAAGUGCGGACGCGUGGCCGGUCGUCAAGGGCACUGCGCUGCUGUGGUGGAGGCCAAAUGUGACGAGGGGCUUUGUACUGUUGGAGGAAGGGGAGGCGGCCCUGCAAUUGAAACAGCACCAGGGAGAGGAGGAGUUGAUAGAGCAGAGACGUUGGUGGGAAAGAGUUCGAGAGGAAAGAGAGCAGGCAGAGGAGCAGACACGGUCAAGAUUGCCAGGUGAUUUCAGCAUAGAAGGGGGUGGCAGCAAUGAAACUAUAGGCAUAGAUAGUACUCCGGCCAAAGAGAUAGACCUGUUCAGUUUGACGAACAGCAGCCUUGCAGAAGGUUAUGGUCAGGAGCCAGUUAUCCAGGUUCGAGGGCCCAACAGUCCAUCUGCAGACGCGCAGAUGGAUGCAUUGACAAGUGCAUUUCUAACACUAGCAGCACAGGAGUUGGCCGAGGUUCAUUGGUUCGUGAUGCUUGGAGACGACGCAGUUCUUGAUGUUGAAAAUCUGGCUGGAGUACUCAACAGGUAUGACCCGGCGGAACCGCGUUUGAUUGGAUAUGACGCCUUCAGUGGCACUGCCGGACGCAGAAGCCCCUCAAAUAAACCGAUGUCGGGCCCCGCUUUUGCCAUUAGCCUGGCCCUGGCCCGGGAGCUGAUGCUGGUUCUUCCAGCCUGUUUAGAGCGGCAGACACAGCACGCCCGCAGCGACCAAAAGCUGUACGCGUGCACGGCAGAGCUUGGGGUACCGUUGAUUUUCGAGCCCGGCUUCCAUGCUGAUGAAGAGAUGACCCCUCCCCUCGAAAGACAUGCCCCCGCUCCAUUCGUUGGAUUGACGCUCGCGCAUGACUCCUUCCGAGACCGCCUAUCAGGCGACAAUCGGACGGUCGCCCUGCAGCCGAUGGUCCGGUACAUGCGGGAGGAUCCGGCUGGGUUCCUCCAGCACGCGGUGUGUGUCGACCGGGACCUGGACCUUAUGCUGUCCGUCUCCUGGGGGCGCUCCGUGAGGCUGUACCCGGGGGUGGACGGCGUGGAGGAGCUCCUCGGUCCAAACGGCCCGGCGAGUCAAACGGAAGCAGGGGAAGCUGACCCGUGCAGAGCGCCUGCACUGCUAGCGGCAGAGGACGUCAAGCGGCUGAAGGGGAGCGGGAACACGCUCCGCUUCGAGAGCCUGUAUAUGCGCAGUCAAUUGGGUGGCGAAAAAGCGGACCGGUCUAAGUGCAAAUCACUGCAUGCGAAAAUCCAGUCCGUCAGAAUCAUACGGAAAGCAGAGAUGUUUGCAUCCGGUAGCAUGUACGCGGGACCGGGUGCCGGUCCGCACCUUAGGAGACAGUGCUGUCGGUAUGCUUUCACGGAUGGUUCGCGAACAAUCCUGAACGUUGGUUUGAGUGCCUGCCUAGCGGGGCAGACUCUCACGCAAGAGCCCGAUCGUUGGGCAAGCCCUCUGUAACAUUGGUGGAAUCUGAUCACUCGGCACUGCGAUAGCCCUUCGACUGUGGGGCACCGUUAGAUGGACGCAGGUAACGUUGCGAUGGUAUUGGCUCAUGGAAUGUGAUAGCACCUUGUUCUCGACAAUAGGGUGUACUUGCCUGUGAGCGCAGGAAGGAGCAGCAACAUCGAGAUCUGUAUAGAACGCAGCUAGACUAAGCAGUUCUCUGUAGUAAGCGACAGCUUCGAUCGGAUGAAGGAUCUGAUAUGGCUGCAACAAGAGUGUAAUGCAACAGUAGCAAGUAGUGUUCAAGGCUUGCUCGACAAGUCCCUAUCUUGGAAUAAGCAAGUCUCUUGGAUCUUGACAGCACCAAAGACAGCCAAGAGCCUACGUCGCUCUCAGUGAUCCUGGAGGCAGGCCCGAGUCAAAAGCGAUUGCAGCCUAGUCUGGUAGUUCAAUAAUGGUGAAGGUACCUGACUGUUUGCAGGGGCCUGCUUGAGACAAUCUAAUCGUGCAAUGCAUGGACCUGACUCAGUGAUCGUCCGACGAGUCGAACCUUUACGAUUCCUGUCGAUUCAAAGUUCCAGAGUAGCUGU